Molecule: messenger RNA, 1200 nt
Organism: Amorphotheca resinae ATCC 22711
Lineage: Eukaryota; Fungi; Ascomycota; Leotiomycetes; Helotiales; Amorphothecaceae
Exons: 2
Coding region: 1-1200 (399 amino acids)
Biological process (GO): protein stabilization
Molecular function (GO): protein-folding chaperone binding
Source: RefSeq, a predicted model, not a curated record
AUGACAACUCAGGCGUCCAAAGGCCAGCAGGCGCUUGCCAAUGGCAACUACGAUGAGGCUAUCACCCAGCUCACCGCGGCAAUUAGAACCUCACAGAGUCCCCUGUGGCUUAUCCAACGCUCGACCGCAUAUCAACGACUCGGAAAGCAUGAGCUCGCUCUCGCAGACGCUGAUAACGCCGUCCUUGCAGCCCAGCAACGGGGUCGGCGUGAGCUGAUCGCGACAGCGCAGUUUAGGCGUGCGAUCGCAUUGCAUGGCUUGAAGCGAUUCGGCGAUGCAAGACUGUGCCUUACUUGGUGUCGCAAAUACAACGAGAAGGAGAAGGGGUUGGGCCUCUGGCAGGCCAAGGUCGCAAGUGAUUACGAGACCGCUGAGAAGGAGGGCUUGUCAGACCAGAUUCAGUGCACGGUGAAGGAGACACCCGACCCCGUCAAGGAUAUUGAGGGAGAGCAGAAGAAAGAGGAAAAACAGAAGACGCCUGUUGCAGAUGCUGCACCUGCCUCAGCUCCGAUCUCCACGUCUCAAACCCCAAAAGAGAAAAUCAGACAUGAGUGGUUCCAAUCCGGCUCAACGGUCACAAUCACCAUUUUCGCAAAGGGCGUUCCGAAGGAGCAAGCUGAGAUCAAUAUCGAAGAAGGAAGCCUUGAGGUCCGCUUCCCUGUCGGACAGUCAGGCACAUAUGACUACACCGUUACACCUCUUUUCUCUCGCAUCGACCCCACCUCCAGCACAUUCCGGAUUACCCCCCACAAAAUCGAAAUUAGUCUACAAAAAGCGGUUCCUGGCCUCAAAUGGGCCACUCUCGAAGGCACUGAACCCGUUACUUCCUCCGCAACUACCGCCAGCACCAAUACCACAGUCCCAGAUGCCAUUCCCAAGCCCGAACCAGCGAAAUCGCCGGCAUAUCCAACCUCCUCUCGCACUGGACCCAAGAACUGGGAUAGUGUCGCCUCCGCAGCGUUGAAAUCAGACAAGGAAGGUGGAUCUUUAGGGGACGACGACGAUUUUGAAGGAGAUCCAAUGAAUGACUUCUUCAUGAAACUAUACAAGAAUGCGGACCCGGAUACUAAGCGUGCGAUGAUGAAAAGCUACCAGGAGAGCAAUGGUACAGCUCUCAGCACGAAUUGGGAGGAGGUGAAGAAGGGACCCGUUGAGACGAAGCCCCCGGAUGGAGUUGUGGCUAAGAAGUGGGGCGAAUAG